This is a messenger RNA of Lytechinus pictus (painted urchin), 1089 nucleotides long. RefSeq names its product beta-3 adrenergic receptor-like. The record is from RefSeq and is a predicted model, not a curated record. The transcript has a single exon. Gene Ontology annotation, cellular component: membrane. The coding region runs from base 1 to 1089 and encodes 362 amino acids. Lineage: Eukaryota; Metazoa; Echinodermata; Echinoidea; Temnopleuroida; Toxopneustidae. Gene Ontology annotation, biological process: G protein-coupled receptor signaling pathway. Gene Ontology annotation, molecular function: trace-amine receptor activity.
AUGAGCAUGAUCGAAUAUGGCAGUACAACAUCGUCGUAUCCUAUCACUGGACCUGGACCGACGACCUCACUGGACCCGCAGCAAUCACUAACAGGUGUCACACUGAUCGCUAUUACCGCUGUCCUGUCAAUUGUGUGCAAUAUCUUGAACCUCAUCAUCUUGCCCCACCUAGCAGAACUGAAUGAAGCCAGUCGUGUGUUCUACAUGUCAUUAGCAGUCGUUGAUCUGGCCACAGGUAUCUUACUGCUGCCAAUGAGCGUAGCUGCCGUCGGAGGAGAGUGGCCGUUUGGAAAUCCGCUCUGUAAAGCUCUAGGGUAUUUUCUGACGGUGACAACGGGACUAUCCUCAUCGACAGUAUUUUACCUGAAUGUCGACCGUUUCAUCGCAGUUACAAGACCUUUGCGUUACGCUUCUCUUGUCAAUCGGAAGCGCGCAAUUGCCACAAUGGUAUCUCAAACAUUCGGAACUUUCAUCAUAUUGUUCUUUGUUCUGUAUUUCGCCGGCGAUCGAUUCAACAUCAUUGUCUACCGGGAAUUCGGAGUUUGCUUAGUGGACUUUUCUCAGCCAUAUUUUGCACCGUACACGAUAUUUAGCUUUGCUAUUUCCAUGUGGAUGUACGCUAUUUUACUUCUUAUUUUUUAUGUUUUAAUGUUGCAUAUUGUGCGGCGGCAUGCUCGGACGAUUGCCAGUCAAGCCGCAGUUGCCAUGGUGAACGCUUCGACCGUCCGCAGUGAAUCGCAAACGCGCACUACUGAACAGUUUCAGAAGGAUGUCGAACGUGCCGAGAAACUCGCACGUCACAUGCGCCACCGCGGGCUAAUGAAAUCAGUGAUAUUGACGGUAUCGAUCGCCGGGGCAUUUUAUAUUGCUUGGUUGCCUUUUACAAUCUGUGAAGUUGUGGCGGCCGUGCGUGGCAAAAGGAUUCCCCUAAACAUCAUGGAGCUCGUGUCGAAGUUGACCUUGUGCAAUGGUUGGUUGAACACUGUGAUUUACCUACUGCUGAAGGCAACCUAUCGACAAGCAGUGGCUGAGUUUGUUCGUAAAACGUGGAAGGGAUUGUGGAAUCAUCGAAGAGCUGACGUAUUUUGA